AUGGAUCACACACUCAGCCAGGGCUUCCAAACUCUUUAACAUUCCGCACCACAUACCCACCAUAGAAAUCUCUAUCACUUCUAAUGGCGACCCUCCUUCCAACAUCUCCUCAAUCCCUCUUCUUCUCAUACCAGCCCUCCAGCAGGUGGGCCCACACUCCUUAUCCCACUCUCAUAACAGGGCCAUUUCCCAGGCCAUUCCUCUGCUCUUCUUCUUUUUCUUCUUCUUCACCACAGCCUACUGUAGCUGUUGUGGAAGAAGUGGUAGAAGACUCUCCUUCUCCUCCAUUGGAUGGAGCUUCUGCAGAAGACGAAUCCGCAAUCGGAACCGUUGAAAAUCUCCAACUAAGGGGGUGUAAGGCCUGUGGGAGAGAGGAAAUAGAGAAGGGCUGCAAUGGUGAGGGAAGGAUUCAGGGGGGGAUAGCAACGGUCCCAGGCUUUGGGUGGUGGCCUAUAAAGGCUUACAGGCCUUGCCCGGGAUUUGUGGAAUCUGGUGGGAGGUAUAGGCGACGUGGACAAAGCAUGGAUGAGGUUGCUUUUGGAAGGGAGGAGAGGGAAGAUACCACGGGGGGCAUGGACGAGGUUCAAUCAAGCAAAAAAAAGCAAAGUUCAAGGAAGUUCAAAAGAUAAGAUUAGAAGGAAGUUCUCCAUCGAAACAACUGAAACUACAGCUACAUCACAACAUCCAAGUUUGAACCUUUGAUGUUUUUGCAUGAAAACAUAGACAUAUUCAGAUUGGUAUGUGGCUGUUUGCUUUCUAUAUUUUCAUGUUUCUUAAGUCGAAGUCAUUGAAAGAAGAAAGCAAGAUAGUUUUCCAUAUGUUGAUUGAGAUUCCGACUCGUAUUAUCUAUGUAUCUACUUGUCAAUGCUGAAAAUUCACAUCUUUUAUUA
Messenger RNA from Magnolia sinica, 890 nucleotides. RefSeq lists its product as uncharacterized. The transcript has 3 exons. The record is from RefSeq and is a predicted model, not a curated record. Bases 84 to 629 code for a protein of 181 amino acids. Gene Ontology annotation, cellular component: chloroplast. NCBI's taxonomy places the organism in Eukaryota, Viridiplantae, Streptophyta, Magnoliopsida, Magnoliales, Magnoliaceae.